UGACGUAGCCGAAACGAUUUCGUGUUCCUCGUAAACAAAGUCGCUCGCUGCAAAUAUUUUGGUUUCGACGUGUCCCCACCAGCUGGACUGUCAGAAUCGUGUCUUUGCCGUCGUUUAUGUCCAUUAAUCUUUAGAAAGGACACACAGACGCACCUAUGUGAAAGUGCGGAGGAGACUCGAGGCCAAGAGAAAGGAGGGAAGGAGCGCCAGCGCUGCUGUCUUGUUUGGUUGCGUAUUGCCUGCGGAGGAGCUGUUCACAUCAUCCGCCCCUGAUGUCUCUCAGCUGGGUUAUUAUUCCGGGGAAAGUCCUGUAACUGCCCUUUUAAUUUAGUCAUGGUGAAGCUGACCAAGGCCAAAACCUUCCAGGCUUACCUGGACACCUGCCACCGCCGUUACAGCUGUGUCCACUGCCGUGCUCACCUGGCCAGCCACGACGACCUCAUCUCCAAGUCCUUCCAGGGGAGCCAGGGUCGUGCCUAUCUCUUUAACUCUGUGGUAAAUGUGGGCUGUGGUCCAGCGGAGGAGAGACUGCUACUCACUGGUCUUCAUGCUGUGGCUGACAUUUACUGUGAGAACUGCCACACCACAUUGGGCUGGAAAUAUGAGCAGGCCUUCGAGUUGAGUCAGAAGUAUAAGGAGGGAAAGUUCAUUAUUGAACUCUCCCAUAUGAUUAAAGAUAAUGGCUGGGACUGAAGCUCUUGCUUCUUAUUCUGUCCACAGCUUGCAGCUUUGUCAAGACCAGCAUGAUGCACCUUUUCUCUCUCACACACACACACACACACACACACACACACACACUGAGAUAUAUAUAUAUAUAUAUAUAUAUAUAUAUAUAUAUAUAUCUACAGCACUGUAGAUUUAUCUUCCAUCUUGAUAUCCCAAUGCACAACCUUUACAUUUGACAGUUAGGGGAGAAAGGUAGGGGUACAUGUGUGAAAGAGACAUGUGCAUGUGUGGAUAUGGGAACUCGUGAUUCUUUGAAGCCACUGAAUCGUGACAUAAUUAAUGUACAGGUUCUCACAUUCAUCCUGAUAAGUGCAAUUCACAAAGCUGGGAUAAAUGUUCACUUUUACUGCUUUCCAUUUUAUUUUGCGGAUUUAGAUUUAAAUGAACGAGGUUUUGUGAGAGUGACUUUUGUUUUGUAUAAAAUGCAUUUUACUCGCGUAUUACUUUGUGUGGUAUGUGCCACAUGAGACAUCACUUUUAUCUGUUUGUGUACGUGUUUACAUGUGUGUGUGUGUGUGUGUGUGUGUGUGUGUGUGUGUGUGUGUGUGUGUUUGUGUUUGGGAUAAAUGUGCAUUCCUCUUCAAGUUCAGCAGUUUUUUCUUUGAUGUGCUUCAUUUAGUGGGAUCCCAGGAAUCCCAGAGCAAGAAUGGCUGCAUGUGUAAGAACUUUUUGCUGAUGAGUUGUAGCAUGAAGGGGAGGGGAGUCCUCUAUUUUUUGUUAGGCACAUCAUGUAAUGCUCACAGAAUUGUUGUAGAAUAUCAUUUUGGGAAACUCAUUGUUGGUUUUGUCUUUUUUUUUCUUUGUAUGUGUGAAAAUGUAAAUACAGUCUAAGAUGCAUGUACAGAUACACAUCUGAUCAUGUUAGCGGAAACACUAUAGCAAAUACAUAUGUAAUUGAUUUAGCAAAUCAUUAAAGUUUGUUAUAUAAAUGGUAAUGUACUUCCAUUAAAUUAUGUGAUGAAUCAA
Messenger RNA from Electrophorus electricus (electric eel), 1692 nucleotides. It is a transcript of the gene ypel3, whose product is annotated as yippee-like 3. The record is from RefSeq and is a predicted model, not a curated record. Lineage: Eukaryota; Metazoa; Chordata; Actinopteri; Gymnotiformes; Gymnotidae.